GCUGGAGGUUGCAUAACAGGUCAUAUUGUGUUUAUUUUGGCUUAAUGAGGAAGUGUUUUUCAACAAUUCCCUUCUUCAUCGUCCAUUCUUUCUCAACUGGUAGCGUUUGAAGGCCAGGCCAGGGCUCAGACGUAUUUCCCCAACCUCGCCUCUCACCUCAUUGUCACAUUGCCCUCCUUGACUCGACUUCACGAUGCCUGACCUCAACUCUGUGCCGCCGUCUCCCCAUAUCCUGCCACCGGCUUCGCGGAGAGCAUCAUCACAGCAAAUGCCUCCACCGCCUGUACCCAGCUCACCAUCCCUCAACGUUCUGCCCUCAAACCAGAACGCCGUAGGCCAUGGAGGAUACCCUUCAUCCCUGCCGGCCCCUCAGAUCUCCCCUGGCAUCCAUCUCGGACACCCGCAGCCUGCCAACUUUGGUACGACACCUGGCCCUGGCCCAAUCCGGCACCCACGUCCGUUGACCGCGGCCGACCUCCACCUCCAGCUGGAGAAGGAGCAGGAAGCAGUUGUCAACCGCUUAAGCCGUGAACUCUCCCUCCUACGCGCAGCCCAAAACUCCUCCGUCGUAUCCGACACCUCGUCCACAUCUGCCACUGCAUCAGGGCCCGAAUCCGUCCACGUUUCGGACCAACACCUGAACGCGAGUUCUGGAUUCUCUCAUCCACUAACCAGUGGCCGUCGGCAUCAUCGUACGUCAUCCAGUACCAGCGCGCGGAGCUUGACCGCAAAUGCCGGAUCUAUUUCCACAAGUUCCCUUGCUGGCAUCUCCUCUCCGGCUCCUAUCAGGCCAGGCAACCCAGCCGGCGGUAUCAGCCUUAGCCGGCAGAAUAGCGCUGCGUCGCGACGAAGCCGGGCGGGCUCGCCGGGCCCGCACGCCGGUUCCACAUCGUCCUUGCAACAGCACCACGCAUUCACACACCCCCAUGCGAGCGACCCGAAUGUCCCUUCGUACUUUGGCCACCGCACCAGCGGCCAUGCGCCGCCGUCUAUGCCUCUGGCGACGCCGGGGUCCGCCGGCGCCAUCAGCGCCUCGGAGCUGUCGCCCGGCAUCCUCCCCGCCACGCUGCGGUACGAGGAGACGGCCUUCUACCGCGCGGAGCUCGAGAGCGUCAAGCGCGAGAACGACGCCCUGAAGCGCCGCGUGCGCGAACUCGAGCGCGUGGUCCGCGACCGCCGCGCCAGCGACGCCAGCCGCCAGAGCCAAGGCCCUGACCGGGCGCGCAGCGAGAGCGUCAGCACGGUGGCGAGCGUGAGCGUGGCGGCGAGCGCGACGGGCGCGGUGGCCGGAUCGGGCAUCGCGGCGCAGAGGGAGGGCAGGGAGAGGCCGAGGGUGGCGAGCAUCCUCGGCGUCCCUGGGGAAGAGGUGCGAGUCGGAGAGAGCGCGGCGAGCGCGGGGCUGGGGACUCGGGAGAGGGAGUGACGCAGAUAAUCCCAGAAAACUUCCUACCUAUCUGGGACCGACUUGAACUUUUGAAGCCAUGUCCCACCCCUGGUUGUGUUCAGGGGGGAUUUGCUUGCACGACGGAAGGGAAACGACGCUCAUUACCUCGAAGCAUUUGGCGUUCCGGAUUUCUCUGCCUCAGGGGACAUUACCCCGAUGGCCAUAAUACCACUUAUAGGAUUGUUUGCUUUGCUGGAGUCUUGGGAGCCUGGCCUGCUUUUAUAGUACCUGUUGCUCUGAUACUAUAGCCAUGACGGCUUUACACCAGAUAAGAAGGAAAACAAGUGAAGGUCU
Messenger RNA from Phialemonium atrogriseum, 1738 nucleotides. RefSeq lists its product as uncharacterized. The record is from RefSeq and is a predicted model, not a curated record. The transcript is spliced from 2 exons. NCBI's taxonomy places the organism in Eukaryota, Fungi, Ascomycota, Sordariomycetes, Cephalothecales, Cephalothecaceae. Bases 194 to 1423 code for a protein of 409 amino acids.